CAUAACCUAAUUUUUACUGGAAAACGUUUACAUUUAAAAUGUCUUGUCCUGGUUGGUAUUGUGGUAGGUUUUUAUUACCAGAUGGCGAAAUUAGUGACUGUGGACCUUGUCCAAGAGGAUUUAGAAGAAAUGAAACCACUUUUAUUUGUGAACCUUGUAUGGACAGUCCAACGUUUUAUGACUGGCUCUAUUUAGGUUUCAUGGUACUUUUGGUACUAAUUUUGCAUUGUUUUUUUAUUGAUAUGGUGUCCAUGAGAAGAAGUUUUAGCAAAGAUAUCAUUAUUCUCCACGCUACAGCAUUUAUUGAGGUGGUCCUAUCAUGUAUCCUUUCAUUACUGCUUUCACAUCCUAUGGGCUACUUAACUAUUCAGAGUUGCCAAGUAAGAACGAUUUCAGAUUGGUAUACGUUACUGCACAAUCCUACUCCAAAUUAUGAAAAGAAAAUUCAUUGUACUCAAGAAGCUGUUUACCCAUUGUAUACAAUAGUUUUUUUGUUUUAUGGUUUGUCGCUUGUUUUAAUGCUUUUAAUAAGACCAUGGGUGUGUCGAAAGUACCUUCCUCGUCAGAGUAAGAUGUCAAUAUAUGCAGCAAUGUACUUUAUUCCCAUUUUGGUGUUAUUGCAUGCCCUUAUAGGAGGUUUAUUAUAUUACUCAUUUCCCUACUUGGUAGUAAUAUUGUCAGUAAUAUCAUGUGCAGCCCACUUUGCCAUUAAAAUGGACCAAAGUAUCUCAUCAUUAAUUCUCACAACAGUGGUGGAACCCCGAAAUAUUAUUAUCCUCGUAGGACACUGGUGUUUACAUGCUUAUGGAAUAAUCUCUAUUACGCAAUUGACAAAUCCUACUGUGCAUGCUUUGCUCAUCCUUUUAGUUCCAGUACCAUGUUUAUUCUACAUAUUUACUGCAAGGUUUACAGAUCCAAGCAAAACUCAUUUCUAGUAUACAGUCUCUAAGCAAGAGACAAUAACAAUAGGAGAUACUGAAUAUACAGUGAAUACAAUAAUUCAGCCCCGAUCUGCCACUGUAGAAGAAAGAAGAUUAUGAAUAACAAAGACUAAAAUGUCCAGAAGGUGAGAAACAUACACAAUAUAAAAAUUAAUUACGCGAUUUGUGGUGAACAAUAAUGAUUAGUAAUUAAUUUAUUAUUUGUCAAAUUGUAUUGUUUACGAGGAAAAUAUUUAAAUAUCUGUUUUAUUGUUAUAAAGCAAGCAUAAUAUUUUAUAAAAUGCGUAUGAAUAGAUAUUGCAAUUAGAUAGCUAUUAAAAUUUUAUUGCAUACAUUUUUUGUGCAAUGAAAUUGAAAAAAAAACAUUAAAUUGUUAUAGUCCGUAUGAUAUUUGUUGAGUUUGAAUUCCAAAAAGACCCCUGCACCACUUUCUUUGAAUUAACCGCAUUCAACACCCAAGGUAGGACAUUGGUGGAGUGGCGUUCACCAUAGCAACUUGCAGUGCAACCGGUGUUUUGUAGUUACGAAAGCGUGUUUCUUCGGUUCUUUUCUCCACAAAUAUCAUAUGGACUGUACUAAUAUGUAUCUGAAAUUAUUGUAAUAUGUAUUUUAUAAAUACAUUUUCCA
Molecule: messenger RNA, 1568 nt
Organism: Anoplophora glabripennis (Asian longhorned beetle)
Lineage: Eukaryota; Metazoa; Arthropoda; Insecta; Coleoptera; Cerambycidae
Product: JNK1/MAPK8-associated membrane protein
Exons: 4
Coding region: 39-935 (298 amino acids)
Biological process (GO): response to unfolded protein
Cellular component (GO): membrane
Molecular function (GO): ubiquitin protein ligase binding
Source: RefSeq, a predicted model, not a curated record